Molecule: messenger RNA, 2102 nt
Organism: Megachile rotundata (alfalfa leafcutting bee)
Lineage: Eukaryota; Metazoa; Arthropoda; Insecta; Hymenoptera; Megachilidae
Gene: GPHR
Product: golgi pH regulator
Biological process (GO): intracellular pH reduction
Cellular component (GO): Golgi cisterna membrane
Molecular function (GO): voltage-gated monoatomic anion channel activity
Source: RefSeq, a predicted model, not a curated record
UCUAAUCCUCAUGAAAACUUUGUGCCUAUACUGGACAAAAAUCCUAAUUGCACCAACGAUCACUCGUGUUUGCGCCGAGUCGAAUUCCAAUAAGUCGAAUAGUAUCGAAUAGUAUCGAAUUCAAUUGCAUCGAUUCGUUCGUUUAGUUUAAACACACCUUGAGAUGUAAUGAACUCGUGGAUAGCGGUGUGUACGAUAUGGCGUGGAUUGUUUUUGUUGCGGCAUUCUGUCAAGUUGCAAGAUCAAUUUGACACUUCGCAAUGCGAAGUGUUCGUGAUAUUAUUAAAACAUGGGCUUUUUGGAGGAUACAUUCGUGAUUCUUGUUACACAGGUGAUUUUCUUCUUAGGAGGAUGGGUAUUUUUUGUAAAAAAGUUAUUUCGGGAUUACGAAGUUCAUCAUAGAUUAGUACAAUUAAUUUUCUCCACAACGUUUUCAUUGUCCUGUACUAUGUUUGAGCUAAUUAUUUUUGAAAUAGUAGGAGUUCUUGAUUCUAGUUCUAGAUAUUUUCAUUGGAACGUUGGUCUUUAUAUGCUUCUCUUUAUGGUAAUUGUUCUGAUUCCAUUUUACAUAGCAUACUUUAUUAUCAGUAAUAUUAGAUUUGUAAGACUGAGAUUAAUACGACCAUUAACGGUUAUUGUAUAUCUUUUUUACCUUUACUUGUUUUGGAAAGUGGGAGAUCCUUUUCCAAUUUUAAGUCCAAAGAAAGGUCUUUUAUCUAUCGAACAAGGUGUUAGUAGAAUAGGAGUUAUCGGCGUUACCGUUAUGGCACUGUUGUCAGGAUUUGGUGCUGUUAAUUAUCCGUACACCUCGAUGGCUUAUUUCAUGAGGCCAGUAACAUACGCCGAUGUUCAGGCUAUAGAGAGACGGUUAUUGCAAACAAUGGACAUGAUUGUUGCUAAAAAAAAGCGGAUAGCACUAGCUAAAAAGGGAGAAGUGGUAGGACAGACUGAAGCUCGUUCUCGGCUUUGGGGUAUGCUCGGGCCUUUAAGCGGUACUAAAAGUAAUCAAGAGAGUAUUAAACAGCUACAAACAGAAGUCAUGGCACUAGAAGAAUUAUCCAGACAGUUAUUUUUAGAGGCACACGAUAUUCAGAUCGCAAGAGAACGCUUAGAAUGGGCUGCUACUUGGCAAGGAAAAUAUUUCAAUGUUUUAGGAUAUUUCUUCUCUGUAUAUUGUACGUGGAAAAUAUUUAUCUCAACGAUUAAUAUAGUUUUCGACCGUGUCGGCAAGAAAGAUCCUGUAACUAGGGCAAUCGAAAUCGCAGUACAUUGGAUGGGUUUCAAUAUUGAUGUUACAUUCUGGUCGCAACACAUUUCCUUUUAUCUUGUUGGUUGUAUUGUUCUUACGUCAAUCCGUGGUUUAUUAUUAACCCUUACAAAGUUUUUUUAUGCUAUAUCAAGUAGCAAAUCAUCGAAUAUUAUUGUGCUUAUACUUGCUCAAAUAAUGGGAAUGUAUUUCGUAUCUUCGGUACUUUUAAUGCGAAUGAAUAUGCCUGCUGAAUAUCGAAUAAUAAUAACUCAAGUUUUAGGGGAAUUACAGUUCAAUUUUUAUCAUAGAUGGUUCGACGUUAUUUUUUUGGUAUCUGCUUUAUCGUCAAUCGUGUUUUUGUACUUAGCUCAUAAGCAAGCACCGGCAGAACGUAUUUGAUUCAAUAGAACAUUGUUUUUUUUCGUUUAUUUAAUUAAAUCAAGAUAUUUUUUUUGUUUUCGUGUUUACAAUUCUAUUACAAAAUCUUUUUCUGUAAUAAAAUUUGUUUUUCUAGUUUAAAAAUCUAUUUUAAAAAAACAAUUAAUUCGAUGUAUUAAGUAUUUGAAUAUUUUUUCUCUAGAUAUAUGUUGAACAUUUAUAUUUCUAAUACAUACGAUGUUUUGUUGACAUGCAUAAUUAUAAGCUUCAAAGAUUGAAUAAUGAUUUUACAAUUUUACUAUUUGAUCAAACGGAAAUAGCUUCUUUUCAAACUUGUCAAAGUAAUAAAUAUAUCAUUUACAUUAACUCUACGUUGUAUUUGUUCUUUUGCGGUAUACAAUGAUAUUUUGAUCACAGAUAGCUGACAAAAUUACGUGAAUAGAAAAUUGGCAUUACUGUAUGAUUACUGAAUGUA